Didymosphaeria variabile is the source of this 969-nucleotide messenger RNA. RefSeq lists its product as uncharacterized. Gene Ontology annotation, biological process: metabolite repair. The record is from RefSeq and is a predicted model, not a curated record. Gene Ontology annotation, molecular function: ATP-dependent NAD(P)H-hydrate dehydratase activity. Bases 1 to 969 code for a protein of 322 amino acids. The transcript is spliced from 3 exons. Lineage: Eukaryota; Fungi; Ascomycota; Dothideomycetes; Pleosporales; Didymosphaeriaceae.
AUGGCGAGCGCAUCAAGAAAAGAGAUCAUAGGCAAGGUCUACAAGAUGAUCCCACCUAUGCUCGAAAGCUUCCACAAAGGUCAAUUGGGUCGUGUAGCAGUCAUCGGUGGCAGCGAAGACUACACAGGUGCGCCUUACUUCUCCGCAAUGGCCUCCGCGAAACUGGGUUGCGACAUGUCCCACGUAAUAUGCGAACCUGGCGCCGGCGCCGUCAUUAAAACCUACUCCCCCAACCUCAUGGUUCACCCCUACAUGCGGCAAUCCAAGAAUCUCUCCUCCUCCGAGUCCGUCGACAGCGUCUCCUCUGAGGUCGUCGGCAUGCUUUCACGUCUGCACGUUAUCGUCAUCGGUCCCGGUCUCGGUCGCGAUCAGCUCAUGCAAGAUACGUGCGCGAAGGUCAUUCAGGAAGCGCGGAAACAGGGCAUACCGUUUGUGCUGGACGCAGAUGGUUUGUACCUUGCACAGACGCGGCCGGAGCUAGUCGAGGGCUGCACUGAGUGCAUACUCACUCCCAACGUUGUAGAAUUUGGCCGGCUGGCGAAGGCGAAGGGAGUGAAGGUUGACGAGGGUGAUCCGUCGGAGCUGUGCUCUAAGUUGGCAAAGGCGUUCGGUGGCGUGACGAUCAUACAAAAGGGCGCGAAGGAUUAUAUCUCGAACGGCAAGCACACGCUUGUCUCUGAGGGCGAGGGCGGUUUGAAGCGCUCUGGCGGACAGGGCGACACGCUUACGGGUAGCUUGGCGACGCUGUUGGCGUACAGGAAGGCAUACCACGACAAGAUCUGGGAUCAUGAGGGUGACAUGGAGCCUGCUGAGACGCUGGCAUUGGCGGCAUACGGUGGCUCAGCGAUCACGAGGGAAUGCUCGAGAUUGGCAUUUGCGGAGAAAGGCAGGAGUCUGCAGGCUGGCGAUUUGACCGAGCAUGUGCACCAGGCGUUCUUAAACGUCGUUGGUGAGAAGGAGAGCAAGUAA